AUGACCGAGGUCGGUGGACGCAGAAGCUUCAAGGUGUUUGGGCAAGAGUUCAUCGUCGACGGUCGAUACAAUGUCACAAAGGAGUUGGGCCAGGGCGCAAGCUCAACUGACGGAGCCCGCUCCAGCGCUGCACAAGCAAGCCACGACCCGAAAGAGCAGGUAGCCGUCAAGAAGAUCACGAAUGUCUUCAGCAAGCAGAUCCUGGCCAAGCGCGCUCUGCGUGAGAUCAAGCUGCUGCAGCACUUCAGAGGCCACCGCAACAUCACAUGCCUCUUCGACAUGGACAUCCCCGGCGGGCCUGGCAGCUACAACGAGGUCUACCUCUACGAAGAGCUGAUGGAGUGUGACCUGGCCGCCAUCAUCCGCAGCGGCCAGCCCUUGACCGACGCCCACUUCCAAUCUUUCAUCUACCAGAUUCUGUGCGGUCUCAAGUACAUCCACUCGGCCAACGUCUUGCACCGUGAUCUCAAGCCUGGCAACCUGCUCGUCAAUGCCGACUGCGAGCUGAAGAUUUGCGACUUUGGUUUGGCCCGUGGCUUCAGCAACGAGCCCGACAAUGUUGCUGCUGGUUUCCAGACAGAGUACGUCGCCACGAGAUGGUACAGAGCGCCUGAGAUUAUGCUCAGUUUCGCAGAAUACACGAAAGCUAUUGACGUAUGGUCAGUUGGCUGUAUCCUUGCCGAACUUCUCGGCGGCAAGCCCUUCCUGAAGGGCAAGGAUUACGUCGACCAGCUCAACCAGAUCCUCCACGUCCUCGGUACGCCCGACGAAAGCACUCUCCAGCUCAUUGGCUCCCCUCGCGCCCGCGAGUAUGUCCGCGGGUUGCCUUUUAUGCCUCGCAUCCCAUACCAGCAGUUCUUCCCUCGCGCCAACCCCGACGCUCUCGACCUCCUGGAGAAGAUGCUCGCUUUCGUUCCCGCCAACCGCAUUACCACCGAAGAAGCUCUCGAGCACCCAUACCUCGCCAUCUGGCACGACCCCAGCGACGAGCCUGCCUGUCCCACAAAGUUCGAUUUCCGUUUCGAGGUUGUUAAGGAGAUCCCCGAACUCAGAACUAUCAUUUUCGACGAGGUUAGACGCUUCAGAGGUGAAGUUCGUGCUCCGCUCCAUCAACAGCAACAACAGCAGCAGCAGCACUACGGCGACUACCAACAACAAGCCGGUCAGGUGCCCAUGCCCGACCAAUGGAGCCCUCGUCAAGCUGAAGACCCGCGUCCUCAGGCUCUUGGUGAAAGCACGGCCGAAGGUCUCGAGAGGGAGUUGGAGUAUGGUCUGGACGCUCAGUACGGCCAGCAGCAGAUGCGAUAA
This is a messenger RNA of Aureobasidium subglaciale EXF-2481, 1308 nucleotides long. RefSeq lists its product as uncharacterized. Lineage: Eukaryota; Fungi; Ascomycota; Dothideomycetes; Dothideales; Saccotheciaceae. Gene Ontology annotation, molecular function: MAP kinase activity; ATP binding. The transcript has 4 exons. Gene Ontology annotation, cellular component: nucleus; cytoplasm. Bases 1 to 1308 code for a protein of 435 amino acids. The record is from RefSeq and is a predicted model, not a curated record. Gene Ontology annotation, biological process: protein phosphorylation; intracellular signal transduction.